Molecule: messenger RNA, 813 nt
Organism: Trichoderma atroviride IMI 206040
Lineage: Eukaryota; Fungi; Ascomycota; Sordariomycetes; Hypocreales; Hypocreaceae
Biological process (GO): tRNA wobble uridine modification
Cellular component (GO): elongator holoenzyme complex
Source: RefSeq, a predicted model, not a curated record
AUGUCAAACAAGAUUCCGCCUCUUUUGGAGCAGCAUCUCGCGCUACCCAGAGAGGCAUCCCUCACCAUCUUGGCAAAUACCCUCGGGGCAUCAUCAAAUUGGCUUGUUCUACGCUACCUUUACUCAAUACUAUUACAGCCGGGAAGAGGAGCGGAUGCCGGCCUGGGUGAGGCAGAGGCCGGUCCCGGGGUUGUUUUUCUGAGCUUCAUGAGAGACUUGGCUUUUUGGAGAGAGGGUGCAAGUAGAAUGGGCUUGGACUUGGACACCCUGAGCAGAGCCGGCAGAUUCAGCUUUGUGGAUGGCCUGACAGGCUUGCUCUCGGGGGGUCGGGGCUCGGAGUCUACGGCAGACAGAGGAAGAGUCCUCUUGAGUGGGAAGCCAGACGACGUGAGGAGGACCUUGGAGGCAGCAAUCGCCGACGUGAGAUCAAGCGGCCCCAAGAUCUUAAUCAUCGACCAGCUGGAUGAGCUGCUGGCGAUAUUUGGAGACGAGGAUGUGACUGGGCCGGCUUUGGAGGGAAUGCUAUUGUCUUUGAGAGAGCGUGUUCACGCAACUGUCCUUUCCUUUUCCGUGGAUGACGCUCUUCUACGCAGCCAGGGGACGACACUCGAGCGCUCUCACGCGGCGCUGGUGCUCGCCCAAGCACAUGCCGCAGACGUGAUUCUCAGCCUUCGAAUGCUGGACACGGGCGUGGCCAAGGAUGUGAGCGGCGUGGUGAGAGUCACUGAACGCGACAGGGCAGAGGCGGGUGCCGAGUAUCUGUACCAUGUUGGGGCAGAUGGAAACGUCAAGGUUUUCGAGAGGGGUGCUUAG